This is a messenger RNA of Acanthoscelides obtectus, 278 nucleotides long. Lineage: Eukaryota; Metazoa; Arthropoda; Insecta; Coleoptera; Chrysomelidae. The record is from the annotation of a GenBank genome assembly.
CGAAAGGCAUAGGAAUGCGACAACAUCGUACUCUGCUUUUGAAGACCAAAGAGUUUUUUCUUCUAAAGCAGAAUCACUCAAACGGAUGAGACUGGAUAAAUCGGGAAGUUAUCACACAGAAGAGAUUUUGUACUCCGCAUCUUUGACAGCAGGUACUACAUCUGAAGAUAUAUUUAAUUCAAGAUCAAAUUUUGUUGAAAUAAAAUGAUAUGGAUUGGAAGAAACUCAUUGGACUUUGCACAGAUGGCGCACCUGCAAUGAUAGGUGUACGAUCGGGC